This is a messenger RNA of Pseudomassariella vexata, 216 nucleotides long. RefSeq lists its product as uncharacterized. Bases 1 to 216 code for a protein of 71 amino acids. The record is from RefSeq and is a predicted model, not a curated record. Lineage: Eukaryota; Fungi; Ascomycota; Sordariomycetes; Amphisphaeriales; Pseudomassariaceae. The transcript is spliced from 2 exons.
AUGCAGUUCUCCAUCAUCGUCGCCAUUACCCUCGGCGCGUUUGCUGUCGCCUCACCCGUUGCUCCGCGAGACCUCUCCUCCUGUAUCGCUGACGUCACUACGACGCUGAACUCCUGUGUUAGCCGUUGCGGCACGGAUUCGAACUGCACGCGCGAAUGUGAUACGAAUGGCACCAAUGCCAUCCAACGCUGCAUUUCCGAUAAUCCCUCUGGAUAG